CUUACCUGGAAACUGCGCAUGUGCAACUUCCAACAAAGAUUCUGUACAAGCAAGGAAGUAGCUGAUGGAUGCAAGAUCCAGUCAGCUAAAUCUAAGGUUUAGGAGUUUAUGGAAGGACUGGAACAUUUCCAGCUCUUCCACCUUCCUUCGCCAGGCAUCCAGAAUGAGCCCAGCAGCGCACAGAAAUGGUGACAAACCUGCGUUCUGCCGUGGCCUGUGCAGCAAUGGACGCCAUUGCAGAGCUUCAUGUUAUCCUGGGGAGAGCCAUGGCUCUUGGGGCAGAGAGGACAGGCAGUGCCCUGCUGCAGAAGUUGGCACAGACGACCAAUGCCUUCAUUCACCAGCAGGCUAACCUUGCCCUGGAUUCACUGGUGGAGAGCACUCGACUCAACAUAGGGCUGAGUCAGGGAGAGCACAGGACAGCACCUUCACCAGCUGGUGGACAUUGUUGGAGAGGAUCCGAUCUUGAUAGCAGGAAUAUCUUUGCACAGCGUUUCCUUACUGCUCUCAGUAAGAUGCUGCACCGGAAGUCAGGGACUUGCCCACCAGAGGGAGUUUAUGGUACUAUGGAAUAAGUUCAUCCCAGUGAAAGAAAGGCGUCCUUUGGAGAAGAUCUUGAUGACAAGACAAGGCAGUAGAAGCAGAGGUGAUGGUCAUCUAGACAACGUCAAAUUUAUGGAGGAAUAUUUGAGCAGGUUUUGACCUUUUGAACAAGUUCACAUCCAAACCUGCUGACAUCAUCCA
This is a messenger RNA of Micropterus dolomieu (smallmouth bass), 744 nucleotides long. RefSeq lists its product as uncharacterized. The record is from RefSeq and is a predicted model, not a curated record. NCBI's taxonomy places the organism in Eukaryota, Metazoa, Chordata, Actinopteri, Centrarchiformes, Centrarchidae. The transcript has 5 exons. Bases 186 to 575 code for a protein of 129 amino acids.